Messenger RNA from Diprion similis, 773 nucleotides. RefSeq names its product heat shock factor-binding protein 1. Gene Ontology annotation, molecular function: transcription corepressor activity. The record is from RefSeq and is a predicted model, not a curated record. Lineage: Eukaryota; Metazoa; Arthropoda; Insecta; Hymenoptera; Diprionidae. Gene Ontology annotation, biological process: cellular heat acclimation. Bases 349 to 603 code for a protein of 84 amino acids. Gene Ontology annotation, cellular component: nucleus; cytosol. The transcript is spliced from 3 exons.
AACGGAGUUUGUUUAAUCAAUCGCCGGCAAAGAUUAGGGUUCUCGGAUGGUGCCUUUCUCCAAGUAUCACCCACGCGAUCCUCUCGUUUAUUAUGAUUGAAUCGACGCAUGCGUUCUUUCCUCGUAACGUAAUUUUUCCUUCGUUAUGCAUGUCGCGCUUGACAAGUGCGUCCAUUCGUUCAUGACGUUUACCGACGGAUACGCACGCGACUCGUCUGAUAUUCUUUGACGAGUGAAGUGAUUCGGAAAUACCGGGAAAAUAUAUAAAAACGUACAACUAACCUACGUUCCGUCUCGUUAAGAGGUUCAUUAGGUUAUAAAAAACACUGAAAAGUUUAUUUAAACAACAUGGCUGACGUUAAGCAAGAGCAAAAAACCGAAGACGACGAGAAUUACGCUGUCGGUAAUAACACUGAGCCAAAAAAUAUGCAGGAACUCACCGAAUAUGUACAGGCGCUGCUUCAGCGAAUGCAGAACAAAUUUCAAACCAUGUCAGAUCAGAUCAUCGGACGAAUAGAUGAAAUGGGAAACAGGAUAGACGACCUUGAGAAGAAUAUCGCUGACCUAAUGACCCAGGCUGGUGUCGAAGGUCCGGACAAAUGAGCUGAAGCUGAAGCUAAGACUACAAGAGUUGAAAUGUUAACCAAUAAUACACCAAACACAAUCGUCUUCACUGUAUACGCGUGACAACGCAAAUUUAUUCGUCAAGAGUACAGCUGGCAUAGAAAACGAUGUUGUAUUUUAAACAAUAUGAAUAAACGCACUGUUUUUUU